Messenger RNA from Bipolaris zeicola 26-R-13, 1626 nucleotides. RefSeq lists its product as uncharacterized. The transcript has 4 exons. The coding region runs from base 1 to 1626 and encodes 541 amino acids. NCBI's taxonomy places the organism in Eukaryota, Fungi, Ascomycota, Dothideomycetes, Pleosporales, Pleosporaceae. The record is from RefSeq and is a predicted model, not a curated record. Gene Ontology annotation, biological process: regulation of transcription by RNA polymerase II. Gene Ontology annotation, molecular function: DNA-binding transcription activator activity, RNA polymerase II-specific.
AUGGACGACUUGUUCGAGGGCUACAUGGUGCUUGACGCGAUAGGCGACUUUCUUGACGACCACUCUCUGACCGAUCGUACCAAACAGCCCGUAACAACACCACAGUCGCAACCUGGUGCACAAACCUCUACCGGCUCGCUCACGCCCAUAUCUGGUCCAGCUCGGAAUAGCCAAGGCGAGGCUCCGAAAGGCGCACGAAAACGACGAGGGCACAACAAGAGCCGUCUAGGCUGCAUCCCUUUCGUCUGCAGAUAUCCAGAUGUAUUUAAACAUGCACAGCACGAGCUUCCCAGGCCCAAGCCGCCGAGUCCACGCCAAAUUGUCCAGCUAUCGGAUAAGCCCAUCAUGUAUAGUCCAGACGAUAUGCAACUCUUUCAUCACUACCUCACUGCCGCAUAUCCUUGCAUUCCGAGCAACAACGAGCAAGUCUGGACUCGGCAUAUUCCUCUCAAAACUUACCAGUAUCCUUACCUCAUGAAUGCUAUGCUCGCUUUAGCAGGAUCCCAUCUUGCCAUCCAGAUUGAAAAUCCAAACAACCGCCUGGCACUUUGGCAUAGACAGAAUGCCAUCAUAGGGCUAGAGGAGGCCUUUGCCCGAUGGCCACCGUCUCCAGACGAAUCUCACGUCAUGUUCGCAGCAUCCUUCUUGUUAUCCCUACAAUGCAGUUACCUGAACGACGGCUUCUUGGAGCACUUCAUCUCCUUGAGAGGGUGCUCCCUACUGUCUCAACUCAUCGUUGCCGAAGGGUUCAACGGCCCUUUUGUAGAACAAAAAGGUGUAGACCUAAUACCCGUCGACACAGCAUCACACCAAUACUUCGGGGUCGGUCAAGAUAUCCUUCGUGAAGCCUUGCUAUCCCUCAAAGGUUUUUCAAAGUUGAUGACCCCAGACGUCCACCCCAUUGAGAAAGCCGUCGUCGGACAAACCGUACUAACACUUCGAUAUCUACUUUGUCCUGAUGCCCCGCCAGAAGGCAGAGGAACGACAGUGCCAAACAUCCAAGGCACCACCGAUCCUUCGCAAUCGACCGAGCCCCUGAAAUCAGUUGCUUCCACGAACCCCUUACUCCCAUCUAGCAUGGCAGACGUAUUCCACGAAAUCGACUGGGAUAACAUCACCACAACGCCCGCUGGCGCCCCUUCCCCCCUUCGCUCCUUCCAAGGAAUGAUGGCAAUCCUGACCAUAUUCGCUACCUGGCCCCAAGAGGCCCUCAUCCACAUCUUCGACUCAAAUAAUCGCCUCGGCAACAUCAUCCUUGCGCACUUUUCCGCCAUCCGCUUCAUACUCGCGCCAAUGACGGCACAGCAGAGUGCGUUGCGGACCCCGGCACGGGCAAUUGUACAGUGGUCAGCCAAGAUCAUUGCCGUCAUUGACGACUACGACAAAGACGGAGAGUGGUCUCAUUACGUGGAGUGGCCGAGGAAAAUCCUCAAGUGUGUGGAACGGGGUCUUGAGACGCAUCGCGGGUUCACCAUGGGCGACGUACGAGAUUUGUUUUUGCGCGACCCCGGUGUAUUCAAGGAGGGACGAGCACCAAGGGGUUGGAAAAAAAAGAAUACCGGUUCUUCUUCUCGUAAAAAAGAACUUACACAUCUCUCACCACAUCGUCGUCCAAAUCCUCUCUAG